CCCUGAUGGCUUACAUUUCUGUGGGGUCUCAGCCAUCCCCAAUUUUGGAAUUCUUGGAAGAGUGGAGUAUGGAAAACCUGGAAGAAAUAUCUCCAGCAGCAAUCGCAGAUGCUACCAAGAUUUUUGUUAAUGGCUGCUGGGUAGGAAUACACAAAGAUCCAGAGCAGCUUAUGAAUACCCUAAGGAAGCUCCGUCGUCAGAUGGAUAUAAUUGUGUCAGAGGUACAACUUCAAGACUUGGGGGUCUUUGGAGAUGAGGGAGGGCAGUAUAUUGGGACUGCUUUGAAGACUCUAAAUAGCAUUGUUUGCACGUGUUUCUUUUUUGGUUCAUUUGUUAAGA
Molecule: messenger RNA, 339 nt
Organism: Meleagris gallopavo (turkey)
Lineage: Eukaryota; Metazoa; Chordata; Aves; Galliformes; Phasianidae
Source: RefSeq, a predicted model, not a curated record